Molecule: messenger RNA, 2279 nt
Organism: Trichoplusia ni (cabbage looper)
Lineage: Eukaryota; Metazoa; Arthropoda; Insecta; Lepidoptera; Noctuidae
Product: multidrug resistance protein 1B-like
Exons: 13
Coding region: 128-2179 (683 amino acids)
Biological process (GO): transmembrane transport
Cellular component (GO): membrane
Molecular function (GO): ATP hydrolysis activity; ABC-type transporter activity; ATP binding
Source: RefSeq, a predicted model, not a curated record
CAGUUCUACCUGGCAAUACUUGAAUACCAGUGGCGAUAACUGCAAUAUAUGCAAAAUUACAUUACCUUAAAUAAUAUACAUCUCAUUUCAAGUAGUGUUAGUAGUCUCUACUAUUCCCUAAUUAAAAAUGUUUCGAUGCCAGGCAGCGCAAGGACGCACGACAGUUGUAGUGGCUCAUCGUUUAUCGACUAUCAGACACGUUGACAUGAUAUACGUGAUGAAAAACGGAGAGGUCGUAGAGACAGGCACGCACGAUGAACUCAUAGCCAACAAGGCACACUACUACGACAUGGUCUCGGUACAGGAACCCCAAGAACUAGCCGGGAGAGAAGAAAAGGCAAGGAUCACAGGAAAAGAAUCGAAAUUAUCUGAAACCGAAGAUGAAGAAGAACUGGCACCGAUGGAAGAUGAGAAGCAGCCUGAAGUGCCUCGAGUAUCGUUCUGGCGCGUCAUGGCUAUGAAGUCGAAGGAAUGGAAGUGGAUGGUCGCCGGCACUAUUUGCUCCGUUGUUAUUGGGUUCUCGAUGCCGUUAUUUAUUGUCAUAUUCGGAGAUUUGUUCGGUUCUAUGUCAGACCCUGACCCCAACAAGUUAAUGGAGAAAGUUAAAGGGGUGUCAAUAGUCUGCCUAUUCAUUGGAGUAGUGAUGGGCACGUCGAAUUUGAUCGAGGCGAUGUCAUUCGGUGUAGCAGGAGCAUAUUUGACAGAGAGGUUACGUUCUCAAAUGUUCGGACAUUUACUAAAACAGCAUAUUGCUUAUUUCGAUGAGCGAGCUAACUCUACUGGCGCUUUGUGUGCUAAGCUCUCUGCCGAAGCCGCAUAUGUACAAGGGGCCACAGGCCAGCGGAUAGGUAUAUGCUUACAAGGCGUGGGCUCCAUCGGUCUGGCACUAUGCUUGGCCAUGAUGUUCGAGUACCGAGUGGGGCUGGUCGCGCUCGCCUUCCUACCACUCGUCGUAUUCGUUGUGUACCAGCAGUCUAAAGCUAUCAACCAAGAAUCUUUUGGAAAUGCAAAGUGUUUAGAAGAAAGCACGAAGAUAGCGAUAGAGGCGGUGUCGAACGUCCGCACGGUGGUGUGCCUGGGUCGCGAGGCGAUGUUCGUGCGCGAGUACGUGCGCGCGCUGGCGCCGGCGCUGCGCGUGGCCACGCGCGCCGCGCACUGCCGCGGGCUCGUCGCCGGCCUAUCGCGCUCCAUCUUCAACUUCGUCAACGCCGCCGCCCUCACCUAUGGGGGACAUCUUAUUGUUGCUGAAGGCGUUGCUUAUGAAGAUAUCUUAGUUACUACACAGUCGCUGCAAAUGGCGUCGGGCCAGGCGCAGAACGCGUUCACGUUCGCGCCGGAGUUUCAGAAGGGCAUAAACGCAGCGUCCAGAAUCGUCGCGCUCCUCAACACCAAGCCGCUGAUCUGUGACCCGGACAUACCUAUCGUCACUCCCUUUAAAUCAAAAGGCGAAGCGAGCCUUAAAGACGUUGAGUUCAGGUACCCCAGUAGACCGGGAGUGCGAGUGCUGCGGGGGCUAGACUUACAGGUUGAUAAGGGUAAAACAAUAGCACUAGUUGGUCGCAGCGGUUGUGGUAAGAGCACUGUCAUGCAACUCAUGCAGAGGUACUACGACCCCGACGCAGGACUAGUCCAGUGUCUGGACGGCCUGCCUCUACCGAAGCUGCGCGUGUCGGAGGCUCGCGCGGGCUUCGGCCUCGUCUCGCAGGAGCCCGUGCUCUUCGACUACAGCAUCGCCGAGAACAUUGCGUAUGGUGCUAAUGAUGGACCUCCCACGCAUCAGCAAAUCGUCGAUGCAGCUCAGCAAGCUAACAUACAUAAUUUUAUCGUGUCCUUGCCUCAGGGGUACGAAACAAACAUUGGUUCGAAAGGCAUGCAGUUGUCAGGCGGGCAGAAGCAGAGGGUGGCUAUAGCACGCGCUCUCAUUCGACAGCCGAAGAUACUCCUUUUAGACGAAGCGACCAGUGCGUUAGAUACAGAAAGUGAAAAGGUGGUUCAAGAAGCUUUAGACGCAGCGAAGGCUGGCCGUACCUGCGUGACAAUUGCCCACCGUCUCAGCACGAUCCGCGACGCUGACCUAAUCUGCGUGGUGAACGCGGGCAGGGUCGCGGAAGCCGGCACACACCAACAACUCCUCGACUUCAAGGGACUCUACUACGAUCUGCACACCAAUGCUACAUAAAUUUCCAUUUAUUAUGGUUCCCUAUAGAUAUAGAAUAUUUUUAUUUAUUUGAAUAAUGAAUGGAACCAUAGACUGAAGCCAAGUAAAUCAUUUACGAAUC